UGUAACACGUAUAAAUAUUUCUUGUAACACAUACUCUACUAAAUAUCUGCCGGCGUAUAUUAUUAGAUUGAUAUUAUUAUGUUUGUACUUGUAUGGCAUUAUGGCUCCUGAUUCAAAAGAAGAACGGUAUUUCUAUUUUAAUACCUUAGCCAUUUUAUUAAAAGCAGUCCAAAAUGAACGUACGACAAUAGAUCUUCGAAAUGAAGCAUCAGUUUAUGGAAUUGUAGAGCACACAGAUGCUUACAUGAAUAUCGUAAUGAGAGAUUGCAUCUUCACAGACCCUAGGGGAGACUCGUACAGUUACGACAUGUUCUUUGUGCAAGCAAGAAAUAUCCGGUUCGUUCAUAUUCCACCAAAAAUACGUAUUAUACCAGCUAUCAAGGAACAAUUGCAACAUUUGCUAGUGCAUACAAGGGAUGUAGCACGUACUAAACGUACAUUUAAAUCAAAACAUACUGAACAAAAACACCGAGAGGGGCUAGCAGCAGUGGAGAAAAUUUUAGAAGAUAGAAAAAAGGCAGAGCAGAGAUUGAACAAAAAUAAAACUAAUUAAUAACAAAUUAAUAAUUUUAUAUUUUUAUUAACAAUUACAUUUUCCAUUUACGAAAAUAACUUCUAUAUAAACCUACAUUGCAUAAUAUAGUGUACAAGUUUAGCAUAAAAAUGAUUGUUUUGUACAAAUUGUAAGUACAGUUGCCAAUAACUGAUAUAUAAGUAAAUAUAGACAAAGUAAAUCUAUUUAAUUAUAUUAAUCAACACCUUAUUAUAAUGAUACAAAAUAAAUAGUAUUAUAAAAGCAUGUUCUCAACUUCCUAUUAUGGCCUUGUAUAUUUUUUAGAAUAAUAUUAAUUAAUAUUUGUUGUAAUAAUAUAUAAACUUUUAAUGAUUUAAUAAAUGUGUAAUAAAAGAAAUAUUUCAUCAUAAUAAUCCAAGAAGAUAAUAAAAAUAUUAUGUGACACACCCACAUAGUAUUUUGUUGCAAAAUAAUAAUGCACAAGUAUUAAUGAAAUGUAAUACCUAUUUGGAUAAAGUAUUUGUUAUUUUCUUUGAA
This is a messenger RNA of Bombus huntii, 1051 nucleotides long. RefSeq names its product U7 snRNA-associated Sm-like protein LSm10 (gene Lsm10). Gene Ontology annotation, cellular component: nuclear body; cytoplasmic U snRNP body. The record is from RefSeq and is a predicted model, not a curated record. The coding region runs from base 101 to 553 and encodes 150 amino acids. Gene Ontology annotation, molecular function: histone pre-mRNA DCP binding; U7 snRNA binding. The transcript has 3 exons. Gene Ontology annotation, biological process: mRNA 3'-end processing by stem-loop binding and cleavage. Lineage: Eukaryota; Metazoa; Arthropoda; Insecta; Hymenoptera; Apidae.